AUGAGUGUCUCCGAAUCUGCGCCAAGUGUUCCAAAAAAAAAAUUGUUUCGCAAAGAUAAGCCGUGGGACACAGAUGACAUUGACCAUUGGAAGAUCGAGCCUUUUCUUCCGGAACAUUCGUCUGGCCACGUUUUAGAAGAGUCAUCAUUUGUCAUUCUAUUCCCAAAGUACCGCGAAACUUAUCUCCGCGAAAUUUGGCCACAGCUAACCAAGAUUUUAGACAAUGUUGGCGUUUCUUGCCUUUUGGAUCUUAUUCAAGGAUCCAUGAGCGUCAAAACCACUCGAAAGAUGCACGACCCAUAUAUCAUCAUCAAGGCCAGAGAUGUUCUCAAACUCCUGGCACGAAGCGUGCAGCUUCCUGCAGCCAUUCGUGUACUGGAGGACGGAACAACGAUGGACAUUAUUAAGAUUGGUAAUAUUCUCCGAAAUAAGCAGCGAUUUGUCAAGCGUAGAAUGCGACUUGUCGGUGUCAACGGAUCCACACUUAAGGCGAUCGAGCUAUUGACCAAAUGCUUCAUCUUGGUACAAGGAAAUACAGUGUCUGCGAUUGGCGAUAUUAAGGGGCUAAAAGAGGUCCGAAGAAUAGUCUUGGAUUGCAUGAAAAAUGUACAUCCAAUUUACCACAUAAAGAUCCUCAUGAUUAAGAGGGAGCUAUCAAAAGAUGAGCGGCUCAAAACCGAAAACUGGGAUAGAUUCCUCCCUAAAUAUAAGAAAAAUCUUCAAGCUGCAAAUUCCCCUGCACCAUUUGGUAAGGCUUCAGGCGGCGCAUUUGAUUCUGCCAUGGCGACACACGCUGCGCAAGCGGCCUUUGGACACACAAAAGGCGAAGAAUCAAAAGGAAUUCCAUUUUUAAACAUGGGUGCUAGCGACAAAAAACGAGGCGACAACGAGAAAGAUAAAAGGCCGAGCAAGAGCAAAAGGACAAAGAAUGAAAAGGAAUACACACCUUUUCCUCCGCCGCAGUUGCCGCGGAAGGAAGAUUUGCUACUUGAGUCGGGAGAGUAUUUCUUGAAGCCAAAAAAUAGAAAGCACGACAAAAAACACAAAAGCUCGAAAUCCGAAUCAUCGGCAAAAAAGGCUGCCGAAAAGAGCCUGAAGAAGCUGCAAAAAUUCACGCCUCCAAAGGAAAAGCCAUACUUGCCUGUGUAA
This is a messenger RNA of Mitosporidium daphniae, 1149 nucleotides long. Its product is annotated as component of KRR1 small subunit processome. Gene Ontology annotation, molecular function: RNA binding. The record is from RefSeq and is a predicted model, not a curated record. NCBI's taxonomy places the organism in Eukaryota, Fungi, Microsporidia. The transcript has 2 exons. Bases 1 to 1149 code for a protein of 382 amino acids. Gene Ontology annotation, cellular component: nucleolus; small-subunit processome.